AUGACCAGAACCAACAAAUGGACAGUUCACGAAGCUAAAUCUAACCCAAAGUAUUUCACUCAUAACGGGAACUUUGGCGAAUCGCCAAAUCAUGUCAAGAGAGGAGGCUGCGGAAAGGGCAAUUGGGGCAAACCAGGUGACGAAAUCAAUGAUCUAAUUGAUUCUGGCGAGAUCAAGACCGUUUUCAACAAAAACAGAAGAGGCUCUAAUUCGCAAAACAAUGAGAGAAGGCUAUCCGAUUUACAGCAAUACCAUAUCUAG
Molecule: messenger RNA, 261 nt
Organism: Saccharomyces kudriavzevii IFO 1802
Lineage: Eukaryota; Fungi; Ascomycota; Saccharomycetes; Saccharomycetales; Saccharomycetaceae
Gene: TMA10
Product: Tma10p
Exons: 1
Coding region: 1-261 (86 amino acids)
Source: RefSeq, a predicted model, not a curated record